AUGCACCCUGCCCUCCUCAUUCAAGAGAUUCUUUUACACAUCUUUCAGUACCUCAAAAGCGGCUCCAACGCCAAGGGAUCAUCUCUUCAUGCUUUGCUGAAAACAUGUCGCAAUUUCAAGUCUGCCGCUGAGAUCAUUUGCUGGUCUGAGGUUGACGACCCCCGCCAGCUGAUUGACCAGCUACCAUCGUACCAAAGUAACCGAAGUGCAACAAAUCAACUCCAGAUCGUAUGGAAUGUCCAGCCUACUCCAAUAUUUACGGCGUUUGAUUCUCAAGCUUUGAGCAAAUAUGCUUCCCUUGUCAAGACUUUGAGAGUUGACCGUCCAUCGGAGCUGACUGCUUUUGCAACACUGGAGCAGGCGCUGAAAAUUGGACUCGCUGAGCUUCCCGUCUUGCCAUCAUUGCAGCACCUAUAUUGGAAAGAGUCCGGCACGUCCAAUCACAACCUUCAAUUCCUAGGGCUCUUCUUAUCCUCGACUUUAAUGACACUGAAGAUAAACCUGGGAGGUCUGAACCCAGAUAGCUACAGCUUGCCUGUAUUUGCCCCUGUCCCUCGAAAGUGUCCUAACAUCACAACACUAGAUAUACAGGGCUAUGGUUCUACCGCCGCGUUCAUGGUAAUGGUGUCUGAAAUAGUAUGCGCCUGCAAACAGCUACGGUCUCUGAAAUGCGAUUCGCUUACACCCGACGCAUGGACACAUUUGGGUCAGCUUGCGACUCUAACCUCCAUAAGACUUCUGUUUGAUCCGACUCAACUUCCCCGAACAUUUCCUACUCUUUUCUUCCCAAAUUCCGAGUCGAUCACUCUUGAAACACAAUCUCCUGCAGUAACCAGCUCCCUUCUUCUUAAAGAGGCGCGGCCUAAGAUCUUUAUCUUCCGUACAACGUAUCCGGACUCGCAGUUCGCCUUUGGCCAAUGUUUGCCCAUAACGACGGUUCUCGCCAACCUUGUCAACUUUUGUGACAAGAGCUUGCUUGAAUCCUUUACGUUUUAUCUAGGCGGCAAUCAACCCAAUUUUGAUUCAACUCAUCGCUCGGGAGAAGCAGAUCUCACCAUUCAAUAUAUCGACCCAGUACUCAAUGUCAUCAACCUCCGCGAACUAAACAUCAGUGUCGUAGGGAAAGUCCAUCUGGAUAACACAGAUAUUCAAGCCCUUGCUACCAGCUGGCCUCACCUGCAGACUCUGCAACUCAACAUCGAAUUCGGAUGGCAUGUCACCAAAGUGACGAUGGAUGGCGUUAUUGCACUUUUAAAGUCGUGUUCAAAGCUCAAGAAGCUGGCCAUGGCAUUUGAUGCAACCAAGUUGGAUAACCUUCCGCGGCGACUUCAAGACGAACCAUGGAUUACUUCCCUUACGUCCCUCAACGUCCUGGACUCGCCAGUCGAGGAUCCUUCAGCGGUAGCCCUUAUCAUAAAUCAAAUGGUGCCCAAGCUCUGCGAGUUGGAUUACUGGGCGGUACCUCCGAAUUUGGUGAGGCCCAAGAAACUGAUUAUUGAACAGAGGGAAAGAUGGUCACUGGUGAAAAGCUACCUUCGGAUUAUUGCUUUGGCAGAUUCCAAAAUAUGGCACACAGCUCAACGCAUCAAUAGCGGCGACACUGCAAUACCACGAAGCUCGAUCUAUUAG
Molecule: messenger RNA, 1629 nt
Organism: Coniophora puteana RWD-64-598 SS2
Lineage: Eukaryota; Fungi; Basidiomycota; Agaricomycetes; Boletales; Coniophoraceae
Exons: 2
Coding region: 1-1629 (542 amino acids)
Source: RefSeq, a predicted model, not a curated record